UGAGGAUGAUUAAAUGACAGAAUUUUCAUUUUUUGCGUGAUCUAUUCCAUUGAAUAGUACUAAUACUGCAUGUCAAUGUAAUGUUAUGUACAACAGUGAGGAUGUAGCGCUCCAGGCGGCGCUAUAGAGGGGUUUUGAUCGGUUAGUAAACAAAGUAGAAGAACUGCACCAUACCAAAGUUCUUCAAGUAACGUUACUUGGACCAUACGCAGGUCAAGGAUAUAAGGAAUACAGCUCUGGCUACUGGGCAUGCGCACAUCAAUCUGACGUUAUUUUUGUCACACUGUACAACAAUAAAACUGCUUUUGUAUUAUAGUUAGGGCUAAGUUUAGGGUUGGGGUGGGUGUAGAUGUUAAAAAAAACACAAUCCAAUAGGUAGAACAAUUCAUUUAAUUGUUAGUUUCCGGUCGGAGCUGUAUCCCUUCUAGCCACAACCCACGAGCCGAGGUCCACUUACAAACCGCUUGCAAAAAUGUUCCCUGUCUUCUGAAACGCACGUCUCCCGCUGCCUAACAAAAUUUGAUAUGUUAAACACACGUUACAGAAGUGCGGUGUUGGCCUUAAAAUGAGAAAAAUAGUCAUAGGAAUUGGUGGGAUGACAAAUGGAGGAAAGACCACUCUGAGUAAAAACCUCCAGAAGCUUAUCAGUAACAGCUGUGUUAUUUCUCAAGACAACUUUUUCAAGGAUGUCUCAGUGGUCUCUGUUGAUGCCAAUGGAUUUAAAGAAUAUGACACUUUGGACGCCCUGCACAUGGACAGGAUGAUGGCAGUCAUUGGUUUGUGGCAGAAGGAUCCUCAGAGGUUCAUGACGUCUCGUGGUUAUCCAGUGACAUUCACAGCAACCGAGCCAUCUGAUGUGUUUGUUCUCAUAGUGGAGGGAUUCCUCAUUUUUAAUCAUGGGCCACUUAAUAGCUUGUUCAACAAGAGAUACUUCCUGCAGAUCCCUUAUGAGACGUGUAAAGAGAGAAGAAGCUCACGAGUAUAUGUGCCUCCGGAUGCACCAGGCUACUUUGAUGGACAUGUCUGGCCCAUGUACUUAAAAUACAGAAAAGAGAUGGAAGAAACUGUAAAUGAUAUAGUGUUUCUGGAUGGCACGCAAAAGAGCGAAACGCUGCUCUCAACAGUUCUUGCAGACGUUCAGGAAAUGCUUAUGGUUUCAGAGAGAUGACUUGUCACAUUUUGAGGACCAACAUUUCCAGCUCUCUCCUUUCCACAAUUAUAUUAUGACUAUAUCGACGAGUUUAUCACAACAUUUAUUAAUGUCUUAUUUCACUUCCUCAUUAAAGUGCAUUUGCCGCAAGACAUGAGACUUUUAUUGGACAAUCUAAAGCGAGUGCAUUAAUAGUACUCAAAAUAAAAACUAACAGAGCAGAGCAUGUUUAUGAGCAAUUUCACUUGAUGUGCGUCACAGUAAAUAUUAGCAAUGACAGACAGAUGAUUUUAAUUAAUUUCUCUGUACAAAUGUAUUCCUGUGUUUUGAAGCAGAAAUAUCCAUGUGACUUAAACAGAUGAGUGGCUAUGUAUAUGUUAUGUAAAAUAUUCAAACAGUAUGUAGAUGCAUGUGUGAAUUGUUUAAUGUAUUAAAUAUAUUUGUUUAUCCCUAUAA
Labeo rohita (rohu) is the source of this 1606-nucleotide messenger RNA. It is a transcript of the gene nmrk1, whose product is annotated as nicotinamide riboside kinase 1. Gene Ontology annotation, cellular component: cytoplasm. The transcript has 8 exons. Lineage: Eukaryota; Metazoa; Chordata; Actinopteri; Cypriniformes; Cyprinidae. The record is from RefSeq and is a predicted model, not a curated record. The coding region runs from base 566 to 1168 and encodes 200 amino acids.